AUGGCGCUAUCAACCACCAUUCGUCGCGCUAUAUUCAUCAUUCGAAUUGACUCGGGUCCUCCACUUCGCAAAAGGAUUCGUGACUAUGAGGAACUGUAUUCCAAGCUUAAUGGCAGUCUACAGCUUUCGAUAGCUGCUCCACCACGGAAGAAAUUUUUGCAAACGGAUACGAAAUUACAAGAGAAACGGCGUCAAUGGAUCGUUGCACUGACGCAGCUGUUAAUCGCUGACCACCAUGAUAAGUGA
Messenger RNA from Cooperia oncophora, 246 nucleotides. NCBI's taxonomy places the organism in Eukaryota, Metazoa, Nematoda, Chromadorea, Rhabditida, Trichostrongylidae. The record is from the annotation of a GenBank genome assembly.